Hydra vulgaris (swiftwater hydra) is the source of this 1795-nucleotide messenger RNA. Its product is annotated as cationic amino acid transporter 2. Gene Ontology annotation, cellular component: plasma membrane. Gene Ontology annotation, molecular function: amino acid transmembrane transporter activity. The record is from RefSeq and is a predicted model, not a curated record. Lineage: Eukaryota; Metazoa; Cnidaria; Hydrozoa; Anthoathecata; Hydridae. Gene Ontology annotation, biological process: amino acid transport; transmembrane transport.
CUUGAAGCUCUUAAAAAUCGUGCGUAAGUUAUGGGCGCUGCAUUAUACGCGUUUCAAAGAAAAAAAAAUCUUACAACUGAAAGCUCACUCAAAACCAUUCUUCCGCGAGUGUUAAAUGUACAUGAUCUUACUUUUCUCGGAAUCGGUAGUACUUUAGGAGCAGGAGUUUAUGUGGUAGUUGCAGAUAUAGCAAAACACACAGCUGGUCCUGGAGUAAUAUUAUCGUUUUUAAUAGCGGCAUUUGCAGCCUUACUAUGUGGUCUAUGUUAUGCCGAGUUUGCAGCUCGAGUUCCGAAAGCGGGUUCCGCUUACACUUAUACAUACGUGACAGUUGGAGAACUACCCGCAUUUAUGGUAGGUUGGAAUCUGUUACUUGAAUAUCUUAUAGGUGCAGCUGCUAUAUCUCGCGCUUGGACAGCUUACGUUGAUUCUUUAACAAACAGUGCUAUAAGUCGGGGAUUGAUGACUGGAAUAGCAACAUGGAAAACGCCUGGUAUCAGCAAGUAUCCUGAUUUUUUAUCAUUAACCAUGUGUUUACUUGCUUCAGGAUUUCUAGCUGCCGGAGUCCGAAUAUCGAGUUGGAUAAGUAAUAUCACAACUUUUCUCAAUUUAGUUGUGAUCAUUUUUUUAAUUGUAGUUGGUUUAGGAUACGCAAGGCCGCAAAACUGGCAGCCCUUUUUACCUUUUGGAUUACAAGGUAUGUUAUCUGGCUCGGCAACUGCAUUCUUUGCUUUUGUUGGCUUCGAUGUAAUUGUUUCAUCUGCAGAAGAAGUAAAAGAACCAGGAAAAUCGAUUCCAAGAUCGAUUAUGUCGUCGAUUUUUGUUUGCUUAAUUAGUUACGGUGGAUUGUCAAUGGCAGUUACCUUGAUGGUCCCUUAUUAUACUCUCGAGGAAGAUGCAGCAUUGGCACAGGCUCUCCAUAAAAGAGGAGCAAUAUGGGCCAAAUACGUUAUCUCAGUUGGUGCUGUUGCAGGGUUAACAGCCAGUUUAUUAGGUUGCAUGUUUCCUGUACCCAGACUUUUGUUUUCAAUGGCAAGCGAUGGACUAAUAUUUUCACCGUUUAUGCAAAUUAAUUCCAUUACUAAAACACCUAUAUUUGGUUGUGUUUUUAGUGGAAUCUUAUCUGGCUGGUUAGCAUUGUACUUUGAUCUUUCAACAUUAGUUGAAAUUAUGUCAAUCGGAACAUUGCAAGCCUAUACUAUGGUUGCAACUUGCGUACUGCUGUUAAGAUAUCAAAUCAAUCCGAUAGGUUUGGUGAUUACCGCAAAUGGCUUAGAGCCUUUAUUAAGUGAAUCAAUAGUGAGCGAAAAUGAAAAUGUUAGAUUCUUUCCAACGAAAAGAACUGCAAUGCUUGCUAAUAUUUCCAUUUUUGUGAUUGUUUUAGUUUCAUUUUGUUUAUGCGGACUUUGCGUAAACUACAGUGAAUAUUUAUGGCAUUUGCACUUUUGGUUUGUAGUAAUGUUUUUUUUUUUAAUAGCCGCGUUUACUGUUGCCAUGACAAUAAUAUUUCUCCAACCUCAAAAUAGAUUUGAUUUGCCUUUUUCUGUUCCCAUGGUACCAUUAUUACCGGUAAUGUCCAUUUUUAUAAACAUUACAUUAAUGAUGCAACUGAGAUUAAUAACAUGGAUUAGAUUUUCAGUGUGGAUAACUAUAGGUUUAUUGAUUUAUCUAUUUUAUGGAGUACAACACAGCAAAGAAAACACCGAGGAAGAAUGACAAAAGGACUAAAAAAUAUUUAUGAUGUAAAUAAGUUAUUUUUAAAUAAAACCGUUAACAAAUAUAAUUUUUAAAAGGA